This is a messenger RNA of Cherax quadricarinatus, 1438 nucleotides long. RefSeq names its product phosphatidate cytidylyltransferase, mitochondrial. Gene Ontology annotation, cellular component: mitochondrion. Gene Ontology annotation, biological process: CDP-diacylglycerol biosynthetic process; cardiolipin biosynthetic process. Gene Ontology annotation, molecular function: phosphatidate cytidylyltransferase activity. Lineage: Eukaryota; Metazoa; Arthropoda; Malacostraca; Decapoda; Parastacidae. The record is from RefSeq and is a predicted model, not a curated record.
UGUCCUGGAGAACUUAAAGUAUCUCCUCAAGGUACUUGUUGACGGGCUUCGUACCUUAAUAUCCGAUUAUUACAAUAAAAAAGAAACGCUAAACCUACAAGGGUUAUACAGCACCUGUACUUGAAUAAACUGACUUAUGUAUGAUUGAUGCAGGUCCAUGAUGUGUGCAAGUCCUUGCACCCAACAUGACAGCAGCAGCUGUGUGAUGACCAUACUCAGUCACCUCAAACCUUAACACACCAACAUCAGCUGCAGACGCAGUGACCAUGGCCGGUGGAUACCUCAGGCUGCUACAGAGGUUUCCUAAAGGUUAUUCCCUGGCUUUCGCUUAUGGAUCUGGAGUCUUCAAACAAGUUGGACACAAGAAUACCAAGGAUAACAUGAUAGACUUAAUUUUGGCAGUCCGAGAUCCUGUUGAAUGGCACAAGACAAAUCUGGCUCUUAACCCAAAACACUACUCUUCUCUUCGGUUUGGUGGACCUCAUUUCAUAGCCAGUGUCCAGGAAAAUUGGGGUGCUAAAAUAUAUUUUAAUACAUUAAUCCCAACACAUGAAGGGAUGAUAAAGUAUGGGGUGAUAUCUCAUACAAGCCUAAUAACUGAUCUGCUGGACUGGGAUACCCUAUAUGUAGCUGGUCGCCUACACAAGCCUGUCCUCAUGUUGUACCGUGCCUCUGAAGAUGAUGAACUACAUAGUGCGCUGAAAAUUAACCUGUAUGCAGCCAUUCACACAGCUCUUCUUUUAUUGCCUGAGUCAUUUAGUGAGGAUCAGCUUUAUUUGGCACUAGCUGGCCUCUCAUAUACAGGUGAUUUUCGUAUGCACGUAGGAGAAGACCAGAACAAGGUGAGAAAUAUAGUUCGAGCGCAAACACAGGAGUUUCGGAAUCUCUAUCUACCAGUUUUUAAGGAAUUGGAAGAAUAUGUCUUGGUGGAUCAAUAUAAGGGAAUGGGAGAACAAGAUACCUCACCACCAGCUCGACUCUAUCACCUUUCAAUGUUGCCUAAAACACUACAGUUUAAAUUAAUUAAAGAAUUCAAUAAGGAUAGAAGCAAUAGAGACUUAGAAGAUGUGCUUCAUGCUGCUGCUCAUGACAGUGAUAGUGCUGAUGUAAUAGUUCAAGGUAUUAGAGAUAUAGUGAAGAUUCCUAGUCUGACUCAGAGUAUAAAAGGAAUAUUGACUGCUGGAGUAAUCAAGUCCAUCAAGUAUUCAUGGUCUAAGCUGAACAAAAUGUGGAAGAGUUUACAAAGAUGACUCAUCAAUUACAAUGUUCUGUACAUUUAUUCCUGGCACUUUUUAAAACACUUUCUAUAUUUAUAAGUAAUUACAAUUCUGCAAAUGUUCAGUUAUUUUUGUAUUUGUAUUAUUUUAUGUAAAUGCUAUUAUAUUUUGCUUGUUAUAUUUAAUUUAAUGUUGAAAUUAUAUGUGAAGCUUGCACUGAA